AUGGCUGAAGAGGACUCGUACGCAGCCCUCGCCGGCAUCAUCUCCAACCUUGCCAAACAAUACACCCCUACCGACGAUGAUUUCAACAGCCGUGUCGCUGCCAACAGCAUCGAAGCAAACCGCAGCCCCUUACCUGGCGCCGACUCUGCCUCCAAACGUCAACUCGAGCGAGAAGUCGCUGCCCUGGCCAGCCGUGUGCAAUAUCUCGAAAACAGAGUCGCUUCCUCGGCCUCGACCGUCUUUCCCAUCACCCCCAACGAGCCGCUACAGUCUGCCUUCUCGCCAGAGAGCUCGCCCACCGCUGCUCGUGUCUUGGCUUCACGGCCUCGCUCUGCAUCACUGGUAAACAGUCUACUGGCCAAGUCGGAGAGUCCUAAAGGCACUGCCGUACCACGUCAGCUGACAGAAGAAGAGCUUGGAGUUCUUCGCGACCAUGUCGAUCGUCAGAGCGAACAGAUCAAGGCUCAGAAAGAAUACAUCGACAGCAUUAAUGAGACUCUGCAACAGCAGCGCCAGGCUACCGAGCAAGCCCUCGGUGGCAUCGAGAGCUCUAUGGACGACGUUGAAACCCUGAAGCGCGAAUUGUCCAAGAACCAACAAAUCAAUGCCACCUACCAAAAAGUCCUCCGCGAAAUUGGCAGCAUCGUUACUGCUGUCGCCAAUGGUGAUCUCAGCAAAAAGGUGCUCAUCAGCGCCAAAGAGCGUGAUCCCGAAAUCGCUACCUUCAAACGUACAAUCAACAAGAUGGUCGACCAAUUACAAGAUUUCGCCAGUCAAGUCACACAUCUCGCCCGUGAAGUCGGCACCGAAGGAAGACUCGGCGGCCAGGCCGUCUUGCCUGGUGUCAGUGGUAUCUGGGCUGAAUUGACACAGAAUGGUAUGCAGAGUAUCCUUCGUUGUUUGCACGUCCAUGCACUAAUCACCUACANNGUCAACAUCAUGGCCGACAAUCUUACCAACCAAGUACGAGAAAUCGCCGUCGUAACUACCGCAGUCGCCCAGGGCGAUCUCAGCCGCAAGAUCCAACGCCCUGCUCGUGGCGAAAUAUUGCAACUGCAGCAGACUAUCAAUGGCAUGGUCGACCAAUUGCGUACCUUUGCAACAGAAGUCACUCGCGUCUCUCGUGACGUCGGCACUGAAGGUGUGCUCGGAGGUCAAGCUCAGAUCGAAGGCGUGCAGGGCAUGUGGAACGACCUGACAGUCAACGUCAAUGCCAUGGCCAACAACCUCACGACUCAAGUACGAGACAUCGCCGAGGUCACCACUGCCGUCGCACGGGGUGAUCUUACGCAAAAGGUCAAGGCUGAGUGCAAGGGUGAAAUUCUUGAGCUCAAAUCGACUAUCAAUUCUAUGGUUGAUCAACUCAGACAAUUUGCUCACGAAGUUACAAAGAUUGCCAGAGAAGUCGGAACAGAAGGAAGACUUGGUGGACAGGCUACCGUGCAUGGAGUCGAAGGCACAUGGAAAGAUCUCACCGAGAACGUCAACGGCAUGGCCAACAACCUCACCACUCAAGUGCGUGAGAUCGCUCACGUCACCAAGGCUGUUGCCAGAGGCGAUCUCAGCAAGAAGGUUGGGGCCGAGGUUAAGGGCGAGAUUCUCGAGUUGAAGGUCACCAUCAACACCAUGGUUGACCGUCUGAGUACUUUCGCCUUCGAGGUCAGCAAGGUGGCAAGAGAAGUCGGUACUGAGGGUGUGCUUGGUGGACAAGCCCAAGUUGAGAACGUUGAAGGCAAAUGGAAGGACCUGACUGACAACGUCAACACCAUGGCCAACAACCUGACCAACCAGGUCCGCAACAUCUCAGACGUUACCCAAGCUAUCGCCCGCGGUGACAUGACUCAAGUCAUCAAGGUUCAUGCUCAGGGAGAAAUCUUGCUCUUGAAGAACACCAUCAACGACAUGGUUGGUCGACUUGAUAACUGGUCUCUUGCUGUCAAGCGUGUCGCUCGCGAUGUCGGUGUUGAUGGCAAGAUGGGUGGUCAAGCAGAAGUCGAUGGAAUUUCUGGUCGCUGGAAGGAAAUCACUUCCGACGUUAACACCAUGGCCCAAAACCUGACUUCACAAGUCCGAGCAUUUGGUGACAUCACCAACGCCGCUAUGGACGGCGACUUUACCAAGAUGAUCACUGUCGAAGCAUCUGGCGAAAUGAACGAGCUGAAGCAAAAGAUCAACAAGAUGGUUACUGGUCUGCGUGAAAGCAUCCAGAAGAACACUGCUGCGAGAGAAGCUGCUGAAUUGGCCAACAAGACCAAGUCGGAGUUCCUUGCCAACAUGUCUCACGAGAUCAGAACUCCCAUGAACGGAAUCAUCGGAAUGACCCAACUCACUCUCGACACUGACCUGAAUCAAAACCAGCGAGAGAUGCUCAACCUGGUAUUCAACUUGGCUAACAGUUUGUUGACCAUCAUUGACGACAUCCUCGAUAUUUCCAAGAUUGAGGCCAACCGUAUGGUUGUCGAGGAGAUUCCAUUCUCUCUCCGUGGUCAGGUUUUCAAUGGUCUCAAGGGUCUGGCAGUCAAGGCCAACGAGAAGCGUCUCGACCUUGCCUACUAUGUCGACAGCUCAGUACCGGACUACGUUGUCGGAGACUCCUUCAGACUUCGUCAAAUCAUUCUAAACCUCGUUGGCAACGCCAUCAAAUUCACUGACAAGGGCGAGGUCAGAAUCUCCAUCUCCGCGGCGGACCAAGUCGGAUGCAAGGAUGGCGAGUACGCAGUCCAGUUUGCUGUUCGUGAUACUGGUAUCGGAAUACCGAGCAACAAGCUUGAUCUUAUCUUCGACACUUUCCAGCAAGCAGAUGGCUCAACCACCCGCCGCUUCGGUGGUACUGGUCUUGGCCUGUCCAUCUCAAGACGACUCGUUUCUCUUAUGCACGGAAGAAUGUGGGUGGAGUCUGACUUCGGUCAAGGCAGUUGCUUCUACUUCACUGUGAAGUUCAAAGUUGGCAACCCCGAUGUUAAGGCCAUCGACAAGCAGCUCAGAGCUUACCGCAAGCACAACGUGCUCUUCAUUGACACUGGUAAGACCGGUUGCUCCAAAGAGAUUGCUCAGCAUCUUGUCAACCUUCAGCUGGUACCCAUGGUCGUCCACAACGAGCAUGAAGUACCUUCACCUCAGGCUGCUAUAGCUGCUGGAAAGGCUUACGACUGUGUUCUGGUCGAUUGCAGAGAGACAGCUCGCAAGCUUCGCAACGUUGAGGACUUUAAGUACAUCCCCAUCGUCAUGCUUGCACCUAUCAUCAGCAUGAGUUUCAAGUCGGCACUCGAAGACGGCAUUGCAAGCUAUAUGACGACGCCUUGUCUGUCCAUCGAUCUGGGCAACGCGCUGAUUCCAGCAUUGGAAGGACGUGCAGCACCUACAUCUGCGGACCCUUCAAUGAAAUUUGACAUCUUGCUCGCUGAAGACAACGCGGUCAACCAAAGGCUGGCGGUCAAGAUUUUGCAGAAGCACCAUCACACAGUCACCGUGGCCAACAACGGUCUGGAAGCAUUCGAGGCCAUCAAGAAGAAGCGUUAUGAUGUUGUACUCAUGGACGUGCAAAUGCCCAUCAUGGGAGGCUUCGAAGCCACUGCCAACAUCCGUCAAUAUGAGCGUGAGCACGAGCUCACCCGCUCGCCCAUUAUUGCCCUUACAGCCCACGCCAUGUUGGGUGACCGCGAGAAGUGCAUCCAAGCUCAAAUGGACGAGUAUCUUUCGAAGCCGCUCAAGCCAAAUCAGCUCAUUCAAACCAUACUCAAGUGUGCAACCAUGGGAGGAGCAUUACUCGAACGCAACAAGGACCAGAGACUGGCACUCACCCAAGGUGACGACGGCAAGCAAGCAGAUAGCACAGGCAGUAGCAAAGUCAGCACACCCAGGAGGCCCAUCUUGGAUAUUCGUGGAUACACCGACUCGCCGACCAAUCCGACUAAGAGUCCCUCAAUUGUGACGGCAGACCUUGGAGAUCCCAUUGAGCGGGUAAGCUAUUCUCGAUGCACUUUGAUGUGA
Molecule: messenger RNA, 3990 nt
Organism: Aureobasidium uvarum
Lineage: Eukaryota; Fungi; Ascomycota; Dothideomycetes; Dothideales; Saccotheciaceae
Source: the annotation of a GenBank genome assembly